UGUUUGGAUAUGAAUAACACUUCUUAGAAAUUAUCUACUAAAAAAACAAUAAUAAUCUCUGAUCAAACUAGUUUUUUCGUCUCUUUAGCUGCAGAGUUGUCAUGUUGUGUGCCAAACAUAUAUGUGUGUAUCAGGGAUGACACUUAUCAAUUGAUGUUCUAUGUGGAAAACAAGUACUAUCUUGUCUUCCACUAUUCUUCCUUAUAAUUAAUGUAGAUAAUAACGAGGUCUUUCUGCCGACUGAGCUGUAACAAAGUUUAUAGCCUUUCCCUGCACAUAUCAGAAGACUAAUUAAAUGGAGAUGUCAAUGGAGCAGAGCAAAGCCACUGAACAUGUUACAAGGAAAAAAGGUGGUUUAAGAACCAUGCCCUUUAUCAUAGCAAACGAGACCAUUGAAAAGGUUGCAAAUGUAGGGCUCCAUGUAAACAUGACUCUGUACCUGCUAAAUGAGUAUCAUUUAGACCCUUCAACUGCAGCUAUAGUAAUAUUCCUGUGGAACGCCCUGUCGAAUUUCAUCCCCCUCUUUGGUGCUUUUCUUUCUGAUUCUUUCCUUGGAAGAUUUCAUGUCAUAGCAUGGGGAACAGUCAUCGACCUUCUUGGAUUAGUUGUAUUGUGGUUAACUGCAAUCCUUAGGAAUGCAAGGCCUCCAGAUUGCCAUGGAGAACUUUGUGCAGGUCCAUCAGGAGGGCAGUUCCUGUUUCUUUUCUCGUCCCUUGCUCUCAUGGCUGUUGGAGCUGGUGGCAUUAGGCCAUGUUCCUUUGCCUUUGCUGCUGAUCAAAUCAACAACCCUGAAAACCCACAAAAUCAAAGGAUCAUGAAGAGCUUCUUCAAUUGGUACUAUGUUUCUGUUGGCCUUUCAGUGAUGAUUUCGGUGGUUUUCAUAGUGUACAUUCAAGUUAAAGCAGGAUGGAUCGUGGGUUUUGGUAUUCCGGUUGGGCUUAUGUUGCUUUCUUCUGUCAUGUUUUUUCUGGGUUCUUUUAUGUAUGUGAAAAUGAAACCAAACAAGAGCUUGCUCACUGGCUUUGCACAAGUAAUUUCUGCAACCUGGAAAAACAGACACUUGGACUUGCCUCCAAAGAAUUCAGACAUGUGGUAUUUCCGUAGUGGUUCUAAUCUUGUCCAACCGACGGACAAAGCAAGGUUCUUGAACAAGGCUUGCAUAAUCAAGAACAGAGAGAAAGAUUUAGACACUUGUGGGAUGGCCAUUGAUCCAUGGUGUCUGUGCACAGUAAGAAAAGUAGAGGAGUUGAAAGCAGUAAUCAAGGUCCUUCCCAUUUGGUCCGCCGGCAUCAUACUUUCUAUGAGCAUAAGCCAACACAUAUUUCCUGUGGUCCAAGCUGGCACCAUGGACAGGGUUGUGCUCAACUUGGAGAUCCCAGCAACCAGCUUUGUUGCAUUUGGAAUCCUCACUUUAACCAUAUGGGUGGCUAUCUAUGAUAGAGUACUAGUUCCCUUUUUAUCAAAGUACGCGAAAGGAGGACUCACUAUUAAGCAAAGAAUGGGAAUUGGACUAGUACUGUCAUGUUUAGCCACUGCAGUAGCAGCAUUGGUGGAGAGAAAGAGAAGGAAUGAAGCAAUAAGAGAAGGGUUUAUGAACAAUCCGAAAGGAGUGGUGAACAUGUCUGCUAUGUGGCUUGUGCCACAGUAUUGCAUAACUGGUUUAGCUGAGGCUUUCAAUUAUAUUGGACAAAUAGAGUUCUAUUACUCUCAGUUUCCUAAAAGCAUGGCUAGCAUUGCUAUUGCACUUUUUUCCCUUGGCAUGGGGGUAGGGAACCUGUUGGGAAGUCUUAUAGUUAAGGUUGUUGAAGAUGGGACAAGGGGAAGAGGAAAAAUCAGUUGGCUAUCUUCAAAUCUCAACCAAGGGCACUAUGAUUACUAUUAUGCACUCCUUACCCUUCUAAGUUUUCUUAACUUGUUUUACUUCUUCCUAUGUAGUUGGGCUUAUGGGGAUACUCAAGAUAUAAAGACUUGGGAUGAAGAGGUUGACACAAAAUGAUCGGGAAGAAGAAAAAAAUUAAUUAAGGAGAGAUAUAUGAUUUGAUUGGAACAAAAAAGAGGAAAUGAGUGAGAAUGUAUCAAAGUGAUUGUAUUGCUAUUUUUUUCCUAGCUAAGUGGAUGCUCAUAAAAAGUGUACAAUUAUAAGUGUUUGGAUACUAAUUGUGUAUAAAUGUGAUGGAUAUUAUAAUUGUAAAGAAGUUUUUGUGAUAUUUCAAAGUUUGUGGCAUAAGUGUGAUUUCUAUCAUUGAUUUAUAAAUAAAAUUGUACUGAUAACAUAAUGAAAAGUUGUUGUAUUGUUCACAGUAAAUCGAAAAAUAUGGCUUCAUUGGUGAUAUAGGACUUGCAGCUGCAAUAAACAUCCUUACUGCAUUUACAUUCUUAAUAGCAUUCGCCAUACUUCGAAUUCAACCGAUAAACGGUAGAGUGUAUUUUCCAAAAUGGUAUCUGAAGGGUUUAAGGAGUAGUCCGUUGCAAGGAGGGGCAUUUGUGUCCAAGUUUGUUAAUAGACUUCAGGUCUUACAUAAGGUUCUUGAACUGGAUGCCUGCAGCAUUGCAAAUGCUGGAACCCAAACUAAUUGAACAUGCAGGCUUGGAUUUUGCAUGAAAUAUCUGUAAAGCUUUUCAUAUCUGCCUGCCUGAAAUAUCUGCAAACAACUUAUAUGCUUAUCUUUCAAUAACUCAUUAUUUAUUGCAAAUUUUGGACUCUUUUCUUGCUUCUGAAAGACGCCGU
Molecule: messenger RNA, 2728 nt
Organism: Trifolium pratense (red clover)
Lineage: Eukaryota; Viridiplantae; Streptophyta; Magnoliopsida; Fabales; Fabaceae
Product: protein NRT1/ PTR FAMILY 1.2-like
Exons: 5
Coding region: 296-1996 (566 amino acids)
Biological process (GO): oligopeptide transport; transmembrane transport
Cellular component (GO): plasma membrane
Molecular function (GO): transmembrane transporter activity
Source: RefSeq, a predicted model, not a curated record